UUUCUUCCUUAACGAUUUUCGAGUGCCGAGUGUUGAAGUUGCGUUCGGAGCCCGUCCAAAAAGGAGUGCAGAACCUAUUUUCGCUUCGGAGAACGAAACCCCUUCUGCCAUGCAAAAUCGAUAGCUGUAGCUUGCUAGCAUACGAUAUCCUUGGGGUUUCAGACUAAGUAGUGGUAUAAUAGAUAAUUAUUUCGAUGUUAUUUUCAUAAAUAGCAUGGAAAAAGUGUUUGUGGCACCAUUAUUUUGGCUGCGGUUUGUGUUCGGGUCGCCCACAGCCCCGUAGAUAGCAGUUACUUCAGAUGGCAGGCUACUCAGAGACGUCUAGCGAGCGAGGCGCAGCCUGCCUACUGUAACGUUAUGUCGGCCCCGAUGUCCUCAAGUAGGCUAUAGGACGUUGUGUAUGUUUGAGCAAGUCAAAUAGGUCACCAGGGCGAAACUCAGGUGUUACAUGUAGCGCUUGAAUCGAUUUAGAUGGACUGUAGAGAGUAGACCCUCUGAAAACCAUUUCAUGACAAACAAGCCGACGCCUCGUGUUUAUUGUUUUUGUUCUGGCAUCGAAAGUGUUCAAAAUACCCCCCUGCAUCAGUUCAAAACACCUUACCCUGUGGGUUAUUUUGGGGAAGUUGUCGGUCCCCUUGUCAUUGCCCCCAUAUCUCACACGGUGUUAAGGUGUAAUUACAUAGAUUAAUGUCAGCGUGAAUGCCUGGUUAUGGAAAUAAUUGUGUCUAAAUGUGGAGUAGCUUGCUCUGAGAAAUGGUAGGCAAGAUAGAUACAUACUUAUUAGGUGUCUGUAUGGCCUGUAGGCUAGGCAACACAGGACAUGACUGUUUGUUUUGUAACUUGUUUACCAAAUGAAACCGGGCUCUACAGUCAUGUAACAAUUAUUUCAUACAAAUAAUAUGUAAUUGUCUAAUUGGUUUCUGCUGAUUUUAGAAUGUUUGCUGAAAUGUAAUGUCUGCUGGAUUAGAAUGUCUGGUGAAUUUCAUUGACUGUUUAAAAUGCCCAGAUGUGUCAGAUUGUCUCCAUGCAUAUGGAAAUCUCCCCGACCUCUCACGUACUCGAUAACGGUCCAAUCAUGUUUUGACUAUUUUCAUCUCUUCAAUAUUGUUUGAUUUGAGUGCGUCGGCAUGCGCUUCAGUUUUGCUGCAUUCUUUUUAUUAAGUAUUGUUUAGCAUCUCCGCAUUUUCAUUUUUACAGAGAAUCAGAAAUUCUAGAACAUUCUUUCAGAAGAAGCAUAUGGAAUAGACAACAUUGUGGAAAGUUUACUGCUUCUUGGUAGUAAAUGAGAAAGAAACCCACCAGGAGCCACAUUUUCUCAAGCGGGUGUGAAGUGCAGUUCGACCCAAUUAUACAUGAUCGUGCUGUGGAAGGGUCAAUGAUCUCUGCUGAAGAUGUUAAGUGAAUUUCAAGGAAUCCCUUUUUUGUGACUACUUAAGAAGGCCAAAUUGAUAUCAUUCACAGCUCAGCAUAAAUAGAUUAGUCAUAUUUUGACACACACCUCUAUUUUCAUGAUUUAUUGGAUUAUUUCGUAGAUUACUGUUGAUGUUAUUAACUAAAAUAUACAUUUGUGUAUUAGAAGGUAGGGCUGUGACAGUCAUGGAAUUUUGCAUGACUGUAAAAUGACCAGCCAAAUGACCGUGGUCUCGGUCAUAACCGUUUUGAGUCGCAUUGGUUAUCUAUAAUUUUUUUUAAUGAACACAUUUUUAAAAUGUAAAAAAAAAAAACUGUCCUGACUGCAUGUACUGCUAUAGAAAUAGAAUGAAUAGAACAGGAAUCCUCAUUCAAAUGAAUGAUGGCAUAAUGGGUGGCGGACAUUGCGAGUGUACCCAAAGGAGCAAAGUUGGAAGUAAAAGCAGGAAGUGUACCCAUCAAUAUGGGCUGUGAUUUGUUGAUUCAGCUCAAUUGGCAUAAAAAAAAAAAAACAUUCCAUUGCAUGAGCCACAUCAGUUAACAUAAUUUAAAUGAACAUUCUACAUUACGGCGGCAGGUAGCUUAGUGGUUAGAGCGUUGGACCAGUAACCGAUAGGUUGCUAGAUCGAAUCCCCGUGCUGAAAAGGUAAAAGUCUGUUGUUCUGUCCCUGAACAAGGCAGUUAACCCACUGUUCGUAUGCCAUCAUUGUAAAUAAGAAUUUGUUGCUAACUGACUUGCCUAGUUAAAUAAAGGUUACACACACUCUGGCCAAAGUUAUUUUGUUGGCAUGUAUGUAUGUCCCCAUUACCAGUAAAAUAUAAUCAGAAGCUAUUUUUCACUUACUUGCUGUGCUGUUUCAUUGUUCAUUUGUUCAGUCGUUUCAUUCUCAACCAGGAUUUCAUCAUACAUGUCAAGCAGUGAAGUUUCAGCUCUGUCUGUCCGUGGCCUCUCUUCCUCUGUGCACACUGUUACUGUGUCCGUUUCCAUCUUGUCCAGCUGUGUCUAACAUUUCACGUAAACCCUGUUUCUUGUCUGUAUCGAAGUAGCGGUCCUUGUACCUAGCAUCGGGCAUGGUGUCUACACAGUAUAGAGGCUCAGAGAAAAUUGCCCUAGGAGUGUGUUCAUGUUUCCAAGUUCCAAACAUGUUCUCAAGUGCCAUUGAAAUGGCAGCAGCGGUAUGAGAACCAGCACAUUCUUGAGCAUGCAAUACAGCUUUCCUCAGUACAAAAUCCUUGUUGACCCACUGUGCUGUCAGACAGCAUGCUCAUGGGGCUGACAUCGUUGGUCCAAAUGUCAGUCGUGAAGUUAAUAGCAGUGACCCCCAUAGCAAGUAGCUCAUGGAUGUGUUUCAACAAUACUGUGUAACUCCGGUAGGGCAACAUCUGAAAAAUAGUGCCUUCUUGGUCGACGAAAGCCAACAUCACCCACGACAGAGAACGGUUGAUUGUCAAGGCCAAUGAAUUCCAUUAUCUUGGCGUUAAUUUAUUUCACCUUUGAGUUGUCUCGCUGAAAUGUUCUUACUCUUUCAAAUGACUGCUGGACUUGAACUUGUUUAAUUGUUGGAAGUGUGCACUUAGUAUUUUUCUGCUUUUGUUCUGUGUAACGCUGUAUUUUUCGUGGCGUCAUUAUGCCAUCUGCCUACGUUAUAUAGGUAUGCACGUCAGCUUUGACAUCGGUUUUGGACAUCAGCGUUAAACUAGACAUCAUGCCGAUGUUGGCAUUUUUAGCUAAUAUUGGCCGAUUCUGAUAUGCUCACCGAUUUUAUAUAUUGUGCAUCACUACAAAUUAUAGGGUAUUUAAUUUUUUCAGCUUCAGUAUAAAAUUCCAAACACUUAAGACAUUGUCAAUAACCAUCAAUAUCCCUAAUGUUGGAUGUUAAGAAUAAAAUGUCUCUUAUAAUGGCUGUUUGGAUUCUUCGUAAAGCACAUUGCAUUUUAUUCAUCCCUUUUUAGUGAGUUUGCUUAUAAAAAAUAAUACUCCUGAUUCUACCAGACUAUUGAUUGAUACAUAUGAUCAUGUUUGACUUUAAGUGAAGGUAAUGGAUGAGAUGGUAGAAUAAAUUUUUGGCAACUUUUGAAUACACAGUUCUUUCUGUGAGAAAUGUCUUGUUGUGGAUAUAGAUACCCACCUUCUUUGUGGUAUGUGGCUCCUGUUGGCAUGGUUUCAUUUCGGCCCCUAAGCCCUUCCCCUAGGGGCCCUACCACUUCACUGUAAGAAAUGGAUAGCAGAGAAUGAGUAAUCAGUAUACAGUGCAUUCGGAAAGUAUCCAGACCACUUUUUAUACAUUUUGUUACGUUACAGCCUUAUUCUAAAAUGGAUUAAAUCAUUUUCCCCAACAUCAAUCCCCACGCAAUACCCAAUAUUGACAAAGCAAAAACAGGUUUUUAGGAAUUUUUGCAUAUUCAUAAAACCUUAAACUGAAAUAUCACAUUUACAUAAGUUUUCAGACCCUUUGUUGAAGCACCUUUUUGGCAGCGAUUACAGCCUUGAGUCUUGGGUAUGACGCUACAAGCUUGGCACACCUUUAUUUGGGGAGUUUCUCACAUUCUUCUCUGCAGAUCCUCUCAAGCUCUGUCAGGUUGGAUGGGGAGCGUCGCUGCACAGAUAUUUUCAGGUCUCUCCAGAGAUGUUAGAUCUGGUUCAAGUCCAGGCUCUGGCUUGGCCACUCAAGGACAUUGAGACUUGUCCCGAAGCCACUACUGCAUUGUCUUGGCUGUGUGCAUAGGGUCGGUGUCCGGUUAGAAGGUGAACCUUUGUCCCAUUCUGAGGUCCUGAGCGCUCUGGAGCAGGAUCGCUCUAUACUUUGCUCUGUUUUUCUUUCCCUCGAUCCUGACAAGUCUCACAGUCCCUGCCCCUGAAAAACAUCCCCACAGCUUGAUGCAGCCACCACCAUGCUUCACCAUAGGGGUUGAUGCCAGGUUUCCUCUAGACGUGACGCUUGGCAUUCAGGCCAAAGAGUUCAAUUGUGGUUUCAUCAGACUAGAGAAUCUUGAUUCUCAUGGUCUGAGUCUUUUAGGUGCCCUUUGGCAAACUCCAAGCUGGCUAUCAUGUGCCUUUUACUGAGGAGUGGCUUCUGUCUAGCCACUCUACCAUAAAGGCCUUAUUGGUGGAGUGAUGCAGAGAUGGUUGUCCUUCUGGAAGGUUAUCCCAUAUCCACAGAGGAACUCUAGAGCUCUGUCAGAGUGACCAUUUGGGUUCUUGGUCACCUCCCUGACCAAUGCCCUUCUAACCGAUUGCUCAGUUUGGCCGGGCGGCCAGCUCUAGGAAGAGUCUUGGUGGUUCCAAACUUCUUCCCUUUAAGAAAGAUGGAGGCCAGUGUGUUCUCGGAGACCUUCAAUGCGGCAGACAUAUUUUGGUAACCUUCCCCAGAUCUGUGCCUUGACACAAUCCUGUCCCGGAGCUCUACGGACAAUUCCUUCGACCUCAUGGCUUGGUUUUUGCUCUGACAUGCGCUGUCAACUGUGAGACCUUUUAUAUAGAUAGGUGUGUGCCUUUCCAGAUCAUGUCCAAUCAAUUGAAUUUACCACAGGUGGACUCCAAUCAAGUUGUAGAAACAUCUCAAGGAUUAUCAAUGGAAACAGAAUGCACCUGAGCUCAAUUUCGAGUCCCAUAGCAAAGGGUCUGAAUAAUUAUGUAGAUAAGGUAUUUUCUAAAAACCUGUUUUCACUUUGUCAUUAUGGGGUAUUGGGUUUUAGAUUGAUGAGCAAAACAAUGAAUUUAAUCCAUUUUAGAAUAAGUCUGUAAUGUAACAACAACAAAAAAGUGAAGGUGUCUGAAUACUUCCCGAAUACACUGUAAUGAUGUUCCAUCUAGCUCUUCAAGACCCUUAGCUCCAUAAGUGGAGCUCCUAUAGGGCUUUCAUCUGUCCGGUCUUUUCAAAUGGGUAGGAGGAUGGCUAGGAUAAGGGACUAGAGAUCAAAAUGGAACUGGGCAGUACUUUUAUAUCAGUGAAAACUUAAAGUAUAUGUGUAUACAGAAUAUAUGUGGAAGGGUUUAUACCAGUGGUCAUCAACCGGUCAAUCAACUAGGAAUGCCUUGAAAAUGGUGUUGACGUUUGGUGCACUUGAUUCAGAAGCCUUGUGCACCAGGUAAACAAAGUUUUCCCAUUUUGAACCAUUUCAUUUGUCUGAAAAGAAAACCUCUGCCUACCUGGCAGACCGGGAAAUCUGUGGCUAAAUCGAGGCUUACUGCACUGGCCAACCGGAUAGCUCAAAACCCGCUCCUACAGCGCUUCCUUGACCCCUGUCACAGCAAAGUUUUAUUCUGGCCUACGUGAGAUCGAAUAACUUUUCAAACCAUGACCACAGAGAGAAUGUCAAAGAAUACAGCAAAGAGCUGCUGUUCUUAUGAGUGAGUUAAUGUAACAACAACAAAAUAUUCAGCAAUGAGAGGCAUACCCUCUGCUGCUCUCUCCCUCCCUCCACUGAAACUAAUGCCACGUUCACGACAACUGGGAACUCUGGGGGGGGUGGGGGGGGCGCGAGAUCCGACUGGGGAAAAAUCGCUUUGAAUGGUCAUCCAACUCAGAAUUCUAUCUUUCUAGACCUCCGACUUUCCGACCUGAAGAUCACUGACAUCAUGAUUUGACCUCGGUUUUUCCCCAGAGUUCCCAGUUGUCUUGUUCAGUACCAUGACCAUCAGGUGCAGGUAUCAUCAGUCCAGUAAAAAUAAUAAAAAAGCAAAUUAUUUCAGUUUUUGCUCAGCUGUGCCUAGGGUUGUGGCGGUCACAAAAUUUCUUCAGCCGGUGAUUGUCAAGCAAAUAACUGUCAGACUCACUGUAAUUAACCGUUAACUAACAUAAACACAUUUAGCAUCUCCUGGCUUCAACACAGCCUGCAAGCCAUUUUAAAAAGUCUAAUAAAUCCAUGUAAUAUAGCCUACACCUUCACAAUAAGUACAUUAUUUAUUCUAGACAGGUCUAAAGAAGCGUGAUAUGAAGAAAAUGUAGUCUAUUUCAGAAGAAAAGAAUAGCGUACUCUUGAGUUGUCCUGAGGCUAUGCCAAAUGGCUGUGGGCUACACUAGUUCAUUUAGCAGACAAGAUGUGCUUAGAAUUUGUUGCUAUUAUUUUAUAGUAUGAAGAAUACAAUUGAACAAAGCUGAUUAAAAUAUAAAUAUUUUCUCCAAACGAUUGGAGGGAGUGCGCACAUCGCUCAACGCUAUUCUGCGUUGAGCGGCUAACAAAAAAAUAGGUACACCUAUAUGCUUAAUUUAGAGUUAUUAAUGUAACUUUAGUUGUUCUACAAACAUUGGGCUAUAUGUUUUGAUUUUUAAUACAUUGUAAGGCUCAGGCAGGUUACUUUAUAAAUGUUAUCCGUUACAGUUACUAUUUACCGGUCCAAAUUGUAAUCAGUAACGUAACUUUUCGAUUACCCAAACUCAGUAACGUAAACUAAUUACAUUCAGUUACUUUUAGAUUACUUUCCCCUUAAGAGGCAUUAGAUGAAGACAAAAAUGUAUGUUACCAAUUGAACGACAUCUAUUGCAGGAUAAAUCAUUGUUAAAGUUUACAUAGCUGACCAUAUAUGGAUGUUAAAUUUUACUUUAUGUGUUUGUUAUAUUGGCUUCUUCUAACCCAUCGCUUUCUACUACAUAUAAUAAUACCAUUCAAUUAUAUCUUUACAUUAAAACCCAAAGUAUCAGAAUUCCAGUUAUUCCAAUAAAUGUUAUACUCCCUGAUCUUCAAGAAUAGGACUUGAAAGUAUGGAAGUAUAGACUAGCCUAAUGGUUUUACCUGAGCAUAACCCCAAAACUAAAGAUUUCGUAGCAAGCCCUACUCUGUUGUUUAUGAUUUAGUUGUCAUGGAGGACUGAUUGGGCUCAUUGAUUUGAGUUGAAAUUAAAAUUAAAUGCUGCGCUCAUUGAAUGGCAUGCUUUGAGCACUAUUGAAAAGUGCUAUUUACAUGUGAAAAAUGAAUGCCAUAUGCUGCAUUUGCUAUGGGCCUAUUGUUUACCUUUUUGUUGGUAACACUUUGAUAUCUUGAUAAUAUACAGAUAUUCAUAGGGCAAACCUACGUAUGAAAUAGUAACAAAAAGGCCGCCCUGCCUCUGUUUUGGUAUAAAGCUGAGCGAUGGGCCUGGAGAAAUGUAACCACUCUCAGAUUAAUAGACAGCUAUGGAUGCAAGGACUCUGACCAUCAAUGAUAUCAAAAUUAUAGUUUUAACCAUGUUAUAAGGUUACACAGUGUUUUUUUACAUUUACAAUGUUUACAAACAUUGGAGAUAAACAAGCUUAUAUUUUGGCUUCUCAUGAAGUGUGACAGUUGAACUAAGCUGAUGAGGCAUUUAUACAGUUGAAGUCCGAAGUUUACAAACACUUAGGUUGGAGUCAUUAAAACUUGUUUUUCAACCACUCCACAAAUUUCUUGUUAACAAACUAUAGUUUUGGCAAGUCGGUUAGGACAUCUACUUUGUGCAUGACACAAGUCAUUUUUACAACAAUUGUUUACAGACAGAUUAUUUCACUUAUAAUUCACUGUAUCACAAUUCCAGUGGGUCAGAAGUUUACAUACACUAAGUUGACUGUGCUUAUAAACAGCUUGGAAAAUUCCAGAAAAUGCUGUCAUGGCUUUAAAAGCUUCUGAUAGGCUAAUUGACAUCAUUUGAGUCAAUUGGAGGUAUACCUGUGGAUGUAUUUCAAGGCUUCAAACUCAGUGCCUCUUUGCUUGACAUUAUGGGAAAAUCAAAAGAAAUCAGCCAAGACCUCAGAAAAAAGAUUGUAGACCUCCACAAGUCUGGUUCAUCCUUGGGAGCAAUUUGCAAAUGCCUGAAGGUACCAUGUUCAUCUGUACAAACAAUAGUACACAAGUAUAUCCACCAUGGGACCACGCAGCCGCUAGGAAGGAGAAGCGUUCUAUCUCCUAGAUAUGAACGUACUUUGCUGCGAAAAGUGCAAAUCAUUCCCAGAACAACAGCAAAGGACCUUGUGAAGAUGCUGGAGGAAACAGGUACAAAAGUAUCUACAUCCACAGUAAAACGAGUCCUACAGCGACAUAACCUGAAAGGCCGCUCAGCAAGGAAGAAGCCAAUGCUCCAAAACCGUCAUAAAUAAGCCAGACUACAGUUUGCAACUGCACAUAGGGACAAACAUAGUACUUUUUGGAGAAAUGUCCUCUGGUCUGAUAAAAAAAAAAAAAUAGAACUGUUUGGCCAUAAUAUUUGAAGGAAAAAGGGGGAGGCUUGCAAGCCGAAGAACACCAUCCCAACCGUGAAGCACGGGGGUGGCAGCAUCAUGUUGUGGGGGGCUUUGCUGCAGGAGGGACUGCUGCACUUCACAAAAUAGAUGGUGGAAAAGUGAGGGGAAGAAAUUGUGGAUAUGUUGAAGCAACAUCUCAAGACAUCAGUCAAGAAGUUAAAGCUUGGUUGCAAAUGGGUCUUCCAAAUGGACAAUGACCCCAAGCAUACUUCCAAAGCUGUGGCAAAAUGGCUUAAGGACUACAAAGUCAAGGUAUUGGAGUGGCCAUCACAAAGCCCUGACCUCAAUCCUAUAGGAGAUUUGUGUGCAGAACUGAAAAAGCAUGUGCAAGCAAAGAGGCCUACAAACCUGGCUCAGUUACACCAGCUCUGUCAGGAGGAAUGGGCCAAAAUUCACCCAACUUAUUGAGGGAAGCUUGUGGAAGCCUACCCGAAACAUUUGACCCAAUUUAAACAAUUUAAAGGCAAUGCUACCAAAUACUAAUUGAGUGCAUGUAAACUUCUGACCCAUGGGAAUGUGAUGAAAGAAAUAAAAGCUGAAAUAAAUCAUUCUCUCUACUAUUAUUCUGACAUUUCACAUUCUUCAAAUAAAGUGGAGAUCCUAACUGACCUAAGACAAGGACUUUUUACUCGGAUUAAAUGUCAGGAAUUGUGAGAAACUGAGUUUAAAUGUAUUUGAUUAAGAUGUAUGUAAACUUCCGACUUCAAAUGUAUGUAUGUACAUUACAUUAAUGUUACAUUACAUUAAUGUUAUGGUAUGUUUGUGGCAACUACAGAUUUCCCCUUUAACUUCUUAUGGCUGCAUCCCGCUACCUGGAUCGAUAUGACAACAGCCAGUGAAAGUGCAGGGCGCAAAAUUCAAACAUCAGAAAUCUCAUAAUUAAAAUUCCUCAAACAUACAUGUGUCUUAUAUCAUUUUAAAGGUAAUCUUGUUGUUAAUCCCACCAAAGUGUCCGAUUUCAAAUAUGCUUUUCAGCGAAAGCACUACAAACGAUUAUGUUAGGUCACCACCAAACCACAAUAAGCACAGCCAUUUUUCCAGCGAAAUAUAGCAGUCAGAAAAAGCAGAAAUAGAGAUCAAAUUAAUCACUAACCUUUGAUUAUCUUCAUCAGAUGACACUCAUAGGACUUCAUGUUACACAAUACAUGCAUGUUUUGUUUGAUAAAGUUCAUAUUUAUAACAAAAAAUCGGAGUUUACAGUGGCGCGUUACAUUCACUAGUUCCAAAAACAUCAAGUGAUUUUGCAUAGCCACAUCGUUUCAACAGAAAUACUCAUCAUAAAUGUAGAUGAUAAUACAAGUUAUACACAUGGAAUUAUAGAUAUACCUCUCCUUAAUGCAACCGCUGUGUCAAAUUUCAAAAAAACUUUACGGAAAAAGCAAAUAAUGCGAUAAUCUGAGACGGAGCUCAGAACAAUAGCCAAAUUAGCCGCCAUGUUGGGGUCAACAGAAACCAGAAAAUACAUAAUAAAUGUUUCCUUACCUUUGAUGAACUUCAUCAGAAUGGAGUCCUAGGAAUCCCAGGUCCACAAUAAAUGCUUGAUUUGUUCGAUAAUGUCCGUUAUUUAUGUCCAAUUAGCUACAUUGGUUAACGCGUUUGGUAAACAAUUCCAAAGUCACCAAGCGCGUCCACUAUAACGUGACGAAAUGUCCAAAAGUUCCGUAACAGUCAGUAGAAACAUGUCAAACAAUGUACUGAAUCAAUCUUUAGAAUGUUGUUAACAUACAUCUUGAAUAACGUUCCAACCGGAGAAUUAGAUUUGACUUCAGAAGAGCGGCGGAACGGAGAUCCUCAUGUGAACGUGCAUGUGAAAGCAUGGUCAGUUCAUGGCAGACCUGACUAAUUCCUGUCUCCUUCGGCCCCCCUUCACAUUAGAGUCAUCAGACAAAGUUCUAUUGACUGUUGCCAUCUAGUGGAAGCCGUAGGAAGUGAAAACUCAUCAAUAUCUCGCUGUAAUUUCAAUGAGAGCUUGGUUGAAAAUCUGCCACCUCAGAAAAAAUUCAAACAGGAAGUGGAACUUCUCAGGUUUUUGCCUGCCAUAUGAGUUCUGUUAUACUCACAGACAUAAUUCAAACAGUUUUAGAAACUUCAGAGUGUUUUCUAUCCAAUACGAAUAAUAAUAUGCAUAUAUUAGCAACUGGGACUGAGGAGCAGGCAGUUUACUAUGGGCACCUCUGUGCACCUUUCAUCCAAGCUACUCAAUACUGCCCCUGCAGCCAUAAGAAGUUAAGUCCAUCAAAAGUGUGCGAGUUUGAGCAUGUGUCCAUUAGGCCGCUUUUAUUACAUAGGCUGGGAUCCGCAUUAUGCAGCUGUUGCAAGAGCGCAUGUAUCACUGGCUGUCCACUGGUUUCAAAAACAAUUAUUGAUAGGCAGCUUAAACUUCUCAUUCAACCAUUAUUGGGUUCAAAUACACAUUUAUAUUUCUGAACAGCCAUCCACAACAACCACAAUCCGUAUGGCGCAAAUAGAUAAAUGAGAGAGCAGCAGUGUGAUUCAAAUCAAUGCGCUAUAUAGAUAUCAAUAAUAAGUCAUGUCCGUAUCGCCGUAGACUACACCACUGCUCUCGUCCUUACCUCCUAGCGUUUAUUUAAGUUGGAUAAUCUUUAGAUGCCGACAGCAGUCGCACCAUUGGAUGACAUAGCUUGGACUGUAGCCUACAAAAGUCUAUUCCUGCCCUUUUCCCGCGCUCCAUCAAACACAUUUGGUGUGUCAUCAUAGUGGUCUCUGACUUGUGGUCCGACUCGCUCAGGUGGAACAAACUUGUGCCUUUUUUCAAUGCUGAGUUUGAAUGUCAUUGAGAAAACAGAAGUGUCAAAGAUCCCUGGUAUGCUGCGCAUUCCAAAGCGCCUCUCACUCACAGGCUACAAGUGAAGACCAACACAUCGGGGACGCAACUGCGCGCGUCCUUAUCCAAUUCCGAGGUGCAUAUUGAAGAUAUUGGAAGAACUGUCCACAUUUUACUUUCCGUUGGCCAAUAAGAUCAGUAGGCCUAACGAACAGCAAAAGCACUAGAUAUUGUCAAUUUACUAUCCCCCAUGGUACAAAAGUCGACCUAUUCUGUACAAUAAAUAAAUAUUACAAACAUGUUGUGGGAUGCGUUAGAUCCCAAAUUAAUAAAACCACUAGCAUCAAAAAAACUUUUUUAUGCAAUGUGGCUGACACAACCGAUCAGAAUGUUUAGCUUAAAAUGUUUAUAAACUAUAGGCUAUUUCUUCACAUUAUAGGCGCAGCAAUGCGCUCAUGGUAGUAUUAUCAACAGUGACUGCAAAUGCAAUUGGGCAUUUUAUUAUAAAGGUGCAUUUUUAUGGUGAAAAUUAAGCUCACGUGCUGCUUAUAUAUACCAGUUAUGCUCUACACUCCUUGUAAAGCAGAUUAAUGUACUUCAUUUUAAGAAGUUAUUGGCCUCCCGAGUGAUGCAGUGGUCUAAGGCACUGCAUCGCAAUGCUAGCUGUGCCACUAGAGAUCCUGGUUCGAGUCCAGGCUCUGUCACAGCCGGCCACAACCGGGAGACCCAUGCGGCGGCACACAAUUGGCCCAGCGUCGUCCUGGUUAUGGGAGGGUUUGGCCGGCAGGGAUAUUCUUGUCCCAUCUCGCUCUAGCGACUCCUGUGGCGAGCCGGGCACAAUGCACGCUGACACGGUUGCCAGGUGUUUCCUCCGACGCUUUUCCCUGUGGUUUAUUUUCAUGCCAGCCAGCUAGGAUAUACUCCUGUUGUAAAUAUAAGCAAUGUGUUUAGUAUUAGGAGAGUUGAGAAAUAAAUACAGUAGGUCUAGCCUAUAGAAAGCUGAUGGGAUCCUCAUCUUUUUAUUAGCAGCCAUCACUCUGUUUUCUCCUGCAAUUGCAUAGCCUAUAGAAAUGUUGUGCAACAUGAGCUCAUGGGCUCUCAUGAAGUGUUUGAUUAGAUUAUCGAAUAUGUUUGCAUUGAUGUCAGUGAUUAGAGGGAAAAUAGAGUGCUGAGUACCAGGCAGUUAGCAUGUUUGGUAGGUUACUAAUGACAAGCAGCAGCAUCAGAGCUUGGAGAAGCCUAAUUACCGUCACUAAACGGUCAUGUGUAAUUUGACUGCCUUCAUGACUCGUGACCGCUGGUGUGGCGGUAAUACGGUCACCGCAACAGCCCUAGCUGUGCCUCGGAAGUGCGACACCAACUGAUAUAUUUUGUAAUCAAAGCUCAAGUUUUGAAAUAUAAUAUGGUCGAGAAGAACAAUAUGGGCAGGCCAGUUACAGAACUUUUUAUUAGGUUAAUGGUACAUUCUUUAAGUCUUGUUUAAAGACAAAUUGUGCGGUAGAUCUCGGCACUGGUUUAGGUGAUAGGCUAGGGAUUAAAGAGAUACCAGGGUUGUAUUCAUUAGGACACAGUGUAGCAAAACGGAAACGAUGAGAAAUACAAAAAAAUAAACAAUCUUUUUUUUAUUGGACAAAUUCAGGUAGUCCCUCCCUGCUUGUCUGUUUUCUUCCGUUUGGUGCCUAAUGAAUACGUCCCGGGCCAUAUUACCUUGUUUUUAGGAGUGACAUUAACAGUCUCUCCUCCCCAGGCCUAGUGGUGCAGCAUGUGAUGACCCACGCCCAGAACAAAGGUUCUCUUAGCCAGAGUCGCAGCACAGUGACGCGGGAACACUGCCCCGAUAGGUCACAUGGUGAGACCAUGGGCGGGGCCUGGCCUGAGCGCACGCUGCGAUUCGGCAGGACCAUGAAGAAGGGCGGGACUAAGCGAGGAAGGGGCGGGGUUAAAGAGAUGAUGGACAGGAGGGAGAAGACUCCGGAGCGGAAUAGGAGGCGGAGCAGGAAAUCUUAUCCCUUACGAGGAAGGGGAGGUGCUCCGGAGGAGGAGGGACUUAGCUGUCACGUUUUGCUCACCCGACUGGAGAAGGACAUCCAGGAGCAGGAGGACACCAGUGAGAGGGGGAAUGAUUCGCCAAUUCAACCGCCUGUCAAACCUGAAUCCCGGAGCAAGAAACUGGACAAAGGAAAAGACAAAGCCAAGGGGAAACUCCUGGCAAAGAAGAUGAUACCAAAAACUAAAUCAAAAACCACCAGUGAUGAGCAGGGGUUGCCAUUUCCAGAGCCGCGUAAGCGACGGCUAGCUUCUCUCAACGCCGAGGCCGUGAACAGUCUGCUGUUGGAGAGACCUAACGAGACCCAGCCGGCUUCUAAACAGGCCAGGAGACAGCAGGAUGAGCAUACCAGCGGUGAGUCGUUCCUGGGGACAGAUCCAGCCAGGCGCGGGGUGACCGGAGGUCCUAAUGCUCCAAGAACCAGCAGCAAGGCUUACGCAUCGCACAAGCCUGACCCGUGCCAAAGCUCCAGGAAGACUAAGAAGGUCUCCAAGAAACCAGCCAAACCAGACAGAGGACAGAAGAAAGAGAUGAUGACUUUACAGAUGUUACACACCCCUGCUCCCCGACGGCUAGCUGGACUCAACGCUGCCGCGCUGCUAAAGUUAACGAGCACCUCGGCGACUAGCAAACAGCGAGUGAAAACGACAUCAACGACUACGACGAUGGACUGCAAGGCUACGAGCACCGCAUCAGUUGACGUGGAGCAAAAGCAACCGCAACCGCGACCGAAUCUUAAACCGUGCAGCCGCCAGCCUAAGCAGAAGGGAAGGCAGUUGAUUCCAGAAGAGGUAGGCUGUUCUGCCUGCAAGAAGUCCAACUUUGAGCCCAAAGUGGAGUGGGAGUCUGGCGGUUGCACCCACCGGCUAACCAAACCAGGCUACCAGUCGCGCAGCAUGCUAGCCUACCCGUUGAAGCCCGUCGUCAAAGAAGAGCAGGUGGAGGCAGAGCUGAGCCCAUACUACUGCUGCCCCCCAGAGGGCUCUGUGGAGUACUGCCAUCGCCUGGCCUUGUUCCUGGGUCAGCAGGCCUACGCCGACUCUGAAGAACGACCUUUAAACUCUGCCCUAACCUCUGUGAAACGGGAGUGCCUAGUGACGUCACCCUCCCAUCCCCACUCCCACGCAGCCCUGACCCUCAGCCCCCACCCCUGCCUCUGCACCGCCGACCCCGCCUGCUUCUCCAGCUACUACGUCCACAUCGCCCAUCCUACACACCCUGGAGCUCCGUCAGCCAACCUCAGCUCACGACCUCUGAACUUUGGCUCCUCGACGCUGUGUCCCGGCCGGGUGUCUGGCUCCAAGCUGCUGGGUCCUCCGGUGUCCCAUUCCUCGACGCUGUCCCAUCCUGCCUUCUGUGGCUCAGUGGGCACUCCCUGCUACAGCGAGGCCUGCCGGGUCAGCGGCUACACAUACAGAGCCAUGCAGCCGGUCAACAGCAGGGGGUGCUCUUUCUCCACAGGCUGCUCCGGGUGUACACACAGCAUCAAGACAGAGGGUUACUCCUCCCCCCAGGGUGACCACAACCCCUCCCUCCUGGUUUCUCCCUCUCUCCCCCUCUCAGGCUGUCCCCUCCCUACCACCCCGUCCUCCACCCAGGCCAAGCCCCGUCUCCUCACCCCCCUGUCUGACCGCAGUGUGCCCCAGGCCAGGCUGAAGCUGGCCAGGGAGUGCCCUCAGGGCUCCAAGCCCCCUAACGGCUCUCUGUCCAUGGGGAGAACCAGGCUGUCCCAGAAACAGCCAGCUCCGACACCCAGUCUAUCCCCCGCCAAGCAGAAGAGGGUCAACCACCGACGGGCCACCAACGGGUGGCUGCCUGUAGGAGUGCCCACAGAGAAAGAAGUGUUCAUUGCGGGGGAGGACGAGACGGCCUUACGGCAGUGUUAUGAAGGAGUGCAGAGAGACGGCGAAGUGAUACGUGUCCGAGACACAGUGCUGCUGCGCGCCGGUCCCCGGAAGAAGUCCCUGCCCUACGUCGCCAAGAUAUCAGCGCUAUGGGAGGACCCCAAAUCUGGAGAGCUGAUGAUGAGCCUGUUCUGGUACUAUCGACCUGAACACACACAGGGAGUCCGAGACCCCAGCAUGCACUGUGAGAAUGAGAUUUUUGCAUCUCGGCAUCAAGACGAGAACAGUGUGGCCUGCAUCGAAGACCGAUGCUAUGUUCUCCCACUAGCGCAGUACUGUCGAUUUUGUGCCUUGGUGAAGCGGCGUGCAGAGGGUGUGCCCCCUGGCGCUGCCAGAGUGGUCCCAUGCCCCUCAGACUUCGACCCCCCCGACCACCGCCAGGUGCCCGCCGACAUAGACCCUGAACUGGUGUACCUCUGCCGCCACGUCUACGACUUCCGCUACGGACGCAUCCUAAAGAACCUGCAGUAGGGGACAGCAGAGGACAGGCAGACAGACCAACCGUAGUGGAGCACACGCACUCCUACACAUGGGGCUGAAGGAUGAGAGGGGGAACCCCUGAAGGGUUUUGGGGGUCCCCUGAACUGGAGGGAGGGCUGCUGAAGAAUCAAGUACUGGAGGGGGACCACUGAUAUCUGAAUCCCCAGAAUGGCGUUAAAGGAGUGGGUACUGAAGUACCUUACCCCCUUUUACAACUGUUACUAGGGAGGUGAAGUUUUCACCCCCUCAACUGGAACUAGAACUGUACCGGCUUGGACAGAAGGGAGAGAUCUGCUAGCUGUCCUGGUUAACCAUGUCCUGCUAUACCAGGGCUCAUCACCAUGUGCAUGGACAGCCAUGUUGGUGACCUAACAAGAGGAAGAACUGCGCUACCAGAGCCGUACAGGGCUCGUCAUGACGAUGAUGUUAGAGCCUGAUGUGAUGACAACGUUCUUCUUCAUUUGUGUUUGUCUCUGAGGCAGCUGUGAUCGAGAGGGCACUUGCAGCUUGAACACACACACAAUUAGGUUUUGUGUGUGUGUGUGUGUGUGUGUGUGUGUGUGUGUGUGUGUGUGUGUGUGUGUGUGUGUGUGUGUGUGUGUGUGUGUGUGUGUGUGUGUGUGUGUGUGUGUGUGUGUGUGUGUGUGUGUGUGUGUGUGUGUGUGUGUGUUCAGUCUGUUGGCUACAGUGAAACCACAGGUGCAGGUUCACAAAGGAAGUGGAAGUCUCACCUUCCCCUCCUGCAUUGUCCGAACAGAACACGACACACUAUUCUGAAGUACCCUCAGCGCUGGCUGAGUCUCUAAUCAUACCCUAUUCCCCAUAAAGUGCAUUACUUGGCAGAUAAAUGUUACUGUAUAGCAGGGUUCCCCAAUAGGCAGCCCCCCAAGUUUUCUGAACAAAAUUAUUUUUAUUAAUUUAUUUUUAAAUAAUGGUUUUUGUGGGACAUAAAAAAACAGUGAAAUCAGCUCAAAGUGAUUUUAAUUUAGGAAAUCUGUCAAGUAUUCCCACACAUGAAUGGAGAUGAUCAUAUCCCAGUGGAAUCAAGGUUUGAAAUUAUGUUUUUGUCAAAUACUAUAUCUGUUUGGGAUACAUGUGGUCAAUUUGCAGGGUACAAAUAAUUUAUAACCAUCUUCCGGCUCCCCGACCAUCCGCUCAAGAAGAAAUUGUCCCCGGCUGAAUGUAAUUGGGAACCCCUGCUGUAUAGGGCUUUGGUCAAAGACAGGGCACUAUAUGAAGAAUAGGGUCAUGUGAGAUGAAAUCCCCCCUGACCCCCUUUUUCUGUUCCUAAGAACAGGACUGUCAUCAUGCUUUUGUCCAACGGUCCAAUGGAGAGCCCCCUUACUGUGGAGGGCUAACCUCUCCCAUGCUCUGCAUUGGCCUAUCAGAAGGAGGGUUGUUGAUGUCAGUGCCCACCUCUUUGGAGUGUUCAGAAGGCUGAAACAUUCCAGAACGUUCAAAUGGAAAUGGAACGUAUUGCAGAGACCAUUGCUUACUAUACAUGUCCAUCUUAACUUUCUGUAAUGUUGCACUCUCCUGAACGCGACCCUGUUGUUCCCAUGACUUGCCUUAUGACUUGCAGGUAGAGCUUUAGGCAGCUAGUCCCACCCAAUUAGAAAUUGGAUGAAUAGAAUGGAAAAAGUAUAAAAUCACAGACAAAAUCCACAUAGAUUUCACCCCGGUCAACACUUUGCCAUUGUUGUUUGAGUAGAAUACUGAGAAAGGCUUGGUUUCCUCAGAAAUUCCGAGUGAUAAGCAUUUUAUUCAACAUUACAACAUGGUACAUCCAAUAUGGCUGCUGGUCCACAUGUUGUGGAUCUUUGUCCAUUCUACUCAUUCUACUUCUAUCCCCCCAUUCCUUUCCAUCCUUCGAAGCUCCGCCCUCUCCAAGAUAAACCAAAGGAUGUCACGAAGCAGAGCACCACCACUCCUCUCCUUCUCUUGUCCUCUUCCCUCCUCUCGUCUCCUCCCUCCCUUGUUAGAUUGCACUAAUCCAUUACUUAAUUACAACGUCUAUGAUUGUGUUCUGAUUUAUGUUAAGCUACUAAUAUGUUAUAUUAUAACUGGGGACAAUACUGUGUAUUAUCACUGUCUGUGCGCUUAGUAGAGAAUGGAAACUAAGGCUGUGUCAUGGCAACUUUUAUCAAUGCAUAACUACUUUAUGUGUUUUACUAUUAGAGACAUCCGCCAGCAUACUAUCUAUGUGUUACUUCAGGGGUGGACAACCUUACUCCUAGCGAGCUACUGGGUAUGCAGGCUUUCUCUCCAGCCCUGCUCUAACAACUGAUUAGUAAAAGCAGGUGUGUUAGUCGGAGCAGGGCUGGAGCAAAAACCUGCAUAUUCAGUAGAUCUCCAGGAGGAGUGGUGGUCACCUCUGGUUUAUAUGUUACCUGCUAUCCAACCAACCUGUCAUAUCAUCUAAUGAAACAAUAUGUACAAUGAAAAAUCAUUCCUGUAGAUUGUGGUUCCACACUGGUAUUAUUGUUGUUCAUCCACGCUGUCCAGGGGGGUUCAGGUGAGUUGGCAUCUUGGUGUAGCUCGCUGUCCAGGGGGGUUCAGGUGAGUUGGCAUCUUGGUGUAACUCGCUGUGCGGAAUGACGUAAUGUGAUGUUCCAAAGGUUUGGCUUGGAAUCUCUGAAAAAUGUCCUUUUGAUGCCCGUUAUUGAGAUGUUUUGGUUUUUAACCACAAUCAUUCAACAUUGCCUUGUAACCUUCUGCAGAAGUGUCUGUCCGUCACGUGUAGUCCUAGACAAGCGGCAGUGUCUGACUGAGUUAGUACUUCUUAAAACACUACCUUCGAUUGCUUUCUUACUGUGCAAAUGUUCUAUUGCUGGACUUUGUGCCUAAUCUGCAAAGUUUUGAAUAAUACCCAAAAGCCAUCUGAAACAUUUUCCAUUCUAACAGUUUGAAUCAUACCCCAAAAUAGCGACUAAACAAAGCUUGUAUCGGAUAAAUCAUAUAAAGGUUUAAAUUUAAAUAUUAUCAAUAGGUAUUUUGUUGCUAGUGGUGCCCAGAUUCUUUGAAAAAAAUAUAUAUAUUCUCCUACUUUACAAUUUUUCCUUAUCAAAAAUAUUUUAUUAUGUCAAUUUCUUAAGAUGGCAUAUGCAAUAUAUUUUUCAGAGGGACUAUUUUUGACAAAUGUAUGUGUAAAUCGAGGAAGUAAAACUUUUUCAUUUUAUUUUAGCUUAGUUUUGAAUUUGAAUCACAAGUCAUAAAUUGAGAUUUGACCAAAAACCUGGAAGACGAGAAAUGGGAAGGGUUAGGUUAUGUUUUGGUUAAUUUCUGACUAUAAGGGUUGGUGCAAGAUCUGAGGUCCCUACCUAAAAGAUGUUGGUUACACUUUAUUUUACAGUCCAGUAUUCACUUGGGCCCAGAUUCACAAAACACUUCAUAAGAUUGUCGUAAGUGCAAUUCCUCCACAAUAUUUUAAGAUUUAAUGAUGUUCUUACGAACUUCUCAAAUAUCUUCUUACAAAUCAUCUUAAAAUGUUUGUUGCAAGGAAACCGUUUUAACUAGCUAUCUAGCUUGUAUGCCAAUCAUGGUAGCAUAUUUCUUCCUGAGAUUACUGUUCUAAAACAUGUUUUGGGGUUUAAAAUAAUACGUUUGUGAGUGAAUUAAACAUUUUCAAUUGCUUUCAUGAGCUUUUUCUCUCACUGCCCUGAGUUUAAGACAAGGGUUUGGCUAUCUUUAGAAUUAACAUUUCCAAUAAUUUUAUUUAAGAAUCUAAUUUCUUAACUUUUUACUUAAGGAGAAACAUAAGAAAUCGUGCAAGAACCUUUUUGAGGAAUAGAAACUUGGCAUAACUUUCUUCUUAAGUCUAUAGUUAAGGAAAAAGUGUCAGUUAAGAAGAAAUGUCUUCUUUAAAAAGGUUUUGUGAAUGUGGGCCCUGGUAUUUACUUUAAAUUUGCAUGGUUAAAUGGCAGUUAGUUACCUAAUAUUUACUUAGUAAUUACAUUUUAGUUUCUUAAGGAUUCAUUGGAAAAAGUAUAACUUGGUACCAAGUAGUUACCAACCUGAGUUGAAUUCUUUGAAAUAAUAACCAGAAGGCAGAAGGUGCCAUUUGAGACGUGACCUACUCUGUACCCUGCUGUGGUGUUACCACUUAAUAUCUUUCUGAAUACUAUAUAAAUACCAGCUAAAAGAGGACUGUAAAUAGAGUUUUAUGAAAUUAUUAAGUGUACAUAUUUGAACCCUGACUCUGUGACCCCUGACCCUCUGUAGACAGCAAUUGCACAGUGCAGUAGUAGUAUUUUUUUGCAAGACCUGUAGCUGAUGAUUAUAUUUAAAAAUGAAUACAUAAAUAUUUAAAUGGAGUAAACCAAUACAAUAUAUAAAGAUUUCAAUUUAACUUAUUUGGAUAAUGUGUUUAAUUAAUUGAAAAAAGCCCUCUUGCUAAUAAGACUUUUGUGGUCAAUAAUGAAAAACGAUUGGUUUCUUGUUAUUAGUAAUUUAUGAGUUUGGAGAUUAAAUGAUUGAAUGGAGA
Messenger RNA from Salvelinus fontinalis (brook trout), 20302 nucleotides. Its product is annotated as bromo adjacent homology domain-containing 1 protein-like. The record is from RefSeq and is a predicted model, not a curated record. Gene Ontology annotation, molecular function: chromatin binding. The coding region runs from base 13156 to 15810 and encodes 884 amino acids. The transcript is spliced from 6 exons. Lineage: Eukaryota; Metazoa; Chordata; Actinopteri; Salmoniformes; Salmonidae.